Physcomitrium patens is the source of this 1771-nucleotide messenger RNA. NCBI's taxonomy places the organism in Eukaryota, Viridiplantae, Streptophyta, Bryopsida, Funariales, Funariaceae. The record is from RefSeq and is a predicted model, not a curated record.
CGCUUGUCCAUGAAUCCUUGCAACCUGCUUCUCGUCCUGCGGGACGUCGACUUUGCACCUCCACGCUAAUCUUCCCAUUGAUGUUGCAGCUUGCCAAAAGUUCUUGGAAGCUUCAUUUAGAAAUAUUCGAAGAGGAAGCUGCUCCACUUUUUCCAAAGAAAGAUUAUGGCUCUAGCGUCCAGUUCGAGAUUGGCGGCCUUCAUUUCUGAUGUUCACUACAGGCUCGUUGAAACAGUCACAGAAAAAUAAUUUUAGUUGCACUCUCCGACGUACUGAUGGCUCAUUGGAGCUUUUGAAGCUUCCAUCCGCCUCUAAUCAUGUAGAGGUCCGCUGGGUAAAAUCGUAUGAUGUCCGGUGCUCCUGUUUCAAAACAAAUGCAGAAUCAAGCUUCACCACGAAUGCUUGUCUACGUCCUAGUAUUCCUGAUACUGAAGACAGCUCCCUCUCUCUGCGAGACAAUCAGCUAGGCAAUCCCCCAGAAUUGGUAAACAGGGAGGAGAAGGAUAUUAGGACUCGAGCAGCAUUGAACGGUAGUUCAUCAAAAGUUAAUCGACGGAGAACGAUGUUGGCUUCUCUGGCAGCCUUCGAUGUUAGUUGCUCGUGUUGUAAAGCGUCCAUGGCUGAAGAGUGGAGCUAUGGAGGUCCUUCUGGAGCUUCAAAAUGGAGUGGUACUUGUUCCAUUGGUGCACGACAAUCACCCAUUGACGUGCCCAUCAAAAAGGCACAGUACGAGGAGGCUUUGGAAGAGUUGCUGAUGGAUUACAAAAUGAGCACCCCUACUUUCAAAAACCCAGGCCAUGGCACAAUGGAGGUCCACUUUCCGGAAGGAGUGAACAAGCUUCGGAUCAACGAAAGAGAGUUCAAUUUGGUGCAGUUCCACUUUCACGCCCCAUCAGAGCACGCAUUUGAUGGAAUUCGCUUCCCUAUGGAGGCUCACUUGGUGCAUCGGGAUCCAGUGACCAAGGCUUAUGCUGUUGUUGGAGUUAUGCUGGAUGCUGCCCCUGGUGGUAAGUCAAAUAGCGCCCUCGCUGCAGCUCUCAAGUACUCGCCCUUGGAACGCGGAAAAGCUUUGACUGAACCGAAAAUACAGAUCUCUGCUAAUGACCUUCUUCCUCCGAAGGAAAUGAAGAAUGACAGGCGAUAUAUACAUUACAUGGGCUCUUUCACUACGCCGCCGUGCAGUGAAUCCGUUGACUGGUUUCUCCUCAAGAACCCCUUGAGAGUGCCAGCGACUGAUAUCCUGGAAUUCAUGAAGUUUGCGGGCGAUGAGCAGACUCUGGCUAUGAAUGCGAGACCGAUUCAGCCACUGGGGGAUCGAAGAAUCUUUGAAGGGCCAUACACACUGAAAAAUCAGUAGAUUUCCGGAUGUUGAAAGUCGCCUGAUCUUUCUACAAAUGCCUGUGGAUUCCAAUCAAGCUUUAUAAAAACACCAGGAUGUCAUCGAAAUUGAGAAGACAAGAUUCUUCUAAAGCUACCUGUGCAUCAAUGACACUAAAGCAUAAUUCUCUUCUAUUAGGGUCUCAUGUUCAAGUUUUAGGAGAAAGUCCACGUAAGAAGGGAUUAAAGUCAUUCAUUUUCUUGAUAUCUAUUAAGUGCAGUGGAUCACCGUGCCAGAUUUUGGAUAUGUAGGUCGGGGUUUGAAUCCUUUUGUGGUUAGUACUCACUGAGUUCUCGUUAAGCAGUACAACAGCCAUGUCUUCUUCUUCUUUGUUAAUUUUGUUUUAUUCUAUUAAAUUAAAUUAACUUUUGUUUUGAUGAUAAAAUGGUUCUA